AUGGCUGCCUCUAUAGAGAGCCUGCUGGAGGAAAUCUCCAGUGCUGAGGACCCAACUGAGGAGCUGCAAAACUUGAAAACAGCCGUGUUAUCGACACCCGUGAGCGCUCUGAGGGAUUCACUGAGAGGACAGCGUCUCGGCGUGGUCUUUUCUCUGUUGAACACAAAUGAAAGGGAGCAGAUAGAGUUAUGUGUGGACAUCCUGGAUCGCAUGCUGAUGGCCUUCAGCCCCGUGGACCUGGCCCACAACUUCAGAGUGGAGCUGCAUGGAGGUCUGACCCAUCCCAAUGAUACUGUGAAGAUACUGGCACUGACACAGAUUGGUAGGAUGGUGGAGCACCCUGACGCUGUCACCGAAAUCCUCGAGAACCACGACAUUCUCCGAGAGGUCAUCCGCUGCAUCGGAGGAGAGAAGAUUGCCGUAGCUAAACAGGCCAUUAACUCCUUAUCCAAGCUCAGUCACUCAAAGCCUGGCUUAGACACACUGUUCCGGAGCGACCUGCUGAAAGUCAUGAAAGAUGUGAUGGCUACAAGUGACAUCAUCCGAUACAGAAUAUAUGAGCUGAUGGUUGACAUCUCCUCUGUGUCUGCUGUUUCCCUCGGUUACUGUGCAAACAGCAGUUUCAUCUCUCAGCUGCUGAGCGAGCUGACAGGAGAUGAUAUAUUGAUCAGGGCCACAGCCAUUGAGAUGGUCACCACUUUAGCGCACAGUCAGCAUGGCCGGCAGUACUUGGCCCAACAGGGAAUAAUGGACAAGAUCUCCAACAUGAUCCGAGGAGCGGACACGGACCCGUUUUCCUCCCUCUACCUUCCCGGCUUGGUGAAGUUUUUUGGGAACCUGGCCAUCAUGGACAGUCCCCAGCAGGUGUGUGAAACCUACCCAGCCUUCCAGAACAAGGUGUUUGAGAUGGCUCUCGACCCAGACCCUGUGAUGAUCGGCGUCGCUCUGGACACUUUGGGCCUGCUUGGGUCCACCGUGGAAGGCAAACAGGUCCUGCAGAAAACGGGAGAGAAGUUUAAGGCGGUGUUGUUAAGAAUGAGCCACCUGGCCGGCUCUGGGGCCACAGAGCUCAGAGUACGCAGCUUGGAGGCCAUCUCACAGCUGUUAACUCUGCAGACAGAGCAGCAAACAGAAGACCUUUUGGCUCUGACGGAGUCCUGGUUCCACCUUUUGUCUAACCAUCCCAUGGACAUGAUCUGCAACAUCAGCACACAGCCUUUCCCUGAGCUACACUGUGGGGCUCUGCACAUUUUCACUGCCAUUGCGACCCAGCCAUGGGGUCAGAAGUUGAUGAUCAGCACUCCAGGUUUCAUGGAGUUCAUUGUGGACCGCUCAACAGGACAAACCAAGGAGGCCAAGGAUGCAAAGUUUGAACUGGUGGGGGAACUUGUGAGUUCAUCGACGGCAGCAGAGAUACUGGGCAGCCAGCAUUAUCUGCGUCUCAAGACUUACCUGAAAGAAGGACCUUACUAUGUUUCCGCAGUGGCCUCCGUCAGCACAGAGGGAGCGGACUGAUUACAACAACCUCAGUUUCUCUUCACGGGUCUCUAGGGAAUGCUUAAGUAAUGGUAAUGGUGUUGAACUAGCCAUGGGUUAAUAUUUUGUUAUGCUCUGCUGUGAUCAACUAACAUGCCAACAAGAUUUAUCACAGAUGGUGUUAAGUAGCUGUCCAGUUGUUUUUAACUGGAUUGAGUUUUCUAUAUUCAUCAACAAAUAUGUUAAAAAUGUUAUAAUACUUGGGAAUUAAUUGGAGAUAGCAAUAUGGUUCAACAAAAUAUUUCAUCAACUCGGCUCCAUCAAGAAUAACUAAAGUGUUAGUGGUUAUCUGGAAGUGAUUAGGCACAAAUGAGAAUGAAUCUUAAUUUCUUGCUAUACUGUGAAGUUAUAUUAAGUCUAUAAUUUCUCUGCCAUUAUUUUAUCUGCACAGUUUAAUAAGUUAGGCUUUCCUGGGUGGAUGUUCCCGGGGCAUAUCCACAUAUCCAAUCAUCUUCUGUUAUCUUGCUUUAUUCUCAUGGGCACAUGUCCAAUGCCUGUAUCAGAUUCAUUAAUGUCUUUACAUUCCCAGUAUUAUUGAAACAUUAAUUAUUGAUACUCCAAAAGUGAAAAAUAAGCCAUCAUUCAUAUUUAUGAUUAACCAUGUUCCCCAAGUAAAAUGGAGAGCUAUCCUAUGUUAUAUUUAAAUUAUUAGGAAUAAAUUUGUGGUUCAUGCAGUAAUUCACAAUUAGUAAGUACACUUACACUGUGCAACAGUGAUCAUGUCACUGUGUAGAGGAGAAGACAGUAGCUGCUGAAACGUACUGGGGAAUGUUAACACAUGUUUAGUUACUGAGUCCUUACCAGGUGCUUAAGCAAUAAUAACAAUAAUAAUAAAAAAAAAAAAGUGAAAUAGUACAUGCCAAUCUGUACUUACAAACCACAUCAGCAGUUACACAGGCUGAAGUUUUCACAGUGAGAUAUCUUUCAAAUGAAACAGGGCUGGACCAAAAAUGCAGACUACCCAUUUUGCUAAACUCUUUAGAUGUUUGAUUUUUUUGUGUUGAAAAGUGAAGGUUUUUAUUAAAGUGGAUGCACACUGA
This is a messenger RNA of Myripristis murdjan (pinecone soldierfish), 2576 nucleotides long. It is a transcript of the gene psmd5, whose product is annotated as proteasome 26S subunit, non-ATPase 5. Lineage: Eukaryota; Metazoa; Chordata; Actinopteri; Holocentriformes; Holocentridae. Gene Ontology annotation, cellular component: cytosol. Gene Ontology annotation, biological process: proteasome assembly. The coding region runs from base 1 to 1515 and encodes 504 amino acids. The transcript has 10 exons. The record is from RefSeq and is a predicted model, not a curated record.